Molecule: messenger RNA, 423 nt
Organism: Culicoides brevitarsis
Lineage: Eukaryota; Metazoa; Arthropoda; Insecta; Diptera; Ceratopogonidae
Product: putative mediator of RNA polymerase II transcription subunit 21
Exons: 3
Coding region: 1-423 (140 amino acids)
Source: RefSeq, a predicted model, not a curated record
AUGUUCCUAGGUGUUUUGCUCAAGUGUUUCUCCGUAACAUACCAAUCGAUUGCCCUUUUCAUCGCCUUAGCUGCAUGCAUCGUGUACACAGUUUCAGCGCAGGACGACAAGAGAAGCGCCUUAUUGCAAAGACGAAACAUUGGCGGAAGACCCGGUGCCAAGGGCACAUCGACAACAGCUGCACCUGCAGAACCCGAUUACGAAGAUGAAGACUACAACGAACAGGAAAAUCAAGCUGCCGAAAAGCAGGAACAGCAGCAACAACAAAACCAGGAACAGGAAACAACUACAACGGAGGCACCCAAACGCAUAAUGCCCUCAGUUCGGCCUUUCAGAAGCAACGAUGACUUGCUGGCUGCUCUCAAGAAACGUCGGCAACAAGUAAAAUCGCAACCGCAACAACAACCAAAAACCGGUAAGUAG